CUCACUCAUUCCAUUCAUUCUCCAGAAGUGAAGUGCAGGUCGGCCCCUUGUAGGUGCUGUGUUGUAAACGUACUUGUCAUUUUCACCCGCACAGAGACGCAAGCGUCGUGUCUACCACGAACAGCAGCCACAACACACCAAGCUGCAUCUUCAAUACCCAGGUGACGUCCAGAAGAGAUGCCGGUCCAUCCCGACACUCCCAACCUUUUCGGGCUCACCCAGUAUGACGGAGCAACAUCUUUCUUCGAUGGUGCAGCCAGUCUGAACCAGGCCACCGGCUAUGCCAUCGUGGUUGGAUUUGGUGCCUUCUUCACUAUCUUCACCACCAUCCUGGUCUUCCUUGAUUACCGGUAUGGAGGAACCAAGCAGACCAGUGAGCAGUUCAAUUGUGGAGGCCGCUCCAUCAAGCAGGGCCUCAUUGCUGUUGACAUUGUCAGCCACUGGACCUGGGCCGCAACUCUGCUGCAGUCCAGCAACGUCGCCUACAAGAACGGAAUCUCUGGCCCCUUCUGGUAUGCUGCUGGCGCUACCGUGCAGAUCCUGCUGUUCGGCAUCCUGGCCAUUGAGAUCAAACGCAAAGCGCCCACCGCUCACACCGUGCUUGAAAUCGUCAAUGCGCGCUGGGGUAGGGCAGCUCACCUGACCUUCUUCGUCUUCUGCAUCAUGACCAACAUCCUGGUGACUGCCAUGCUCCUGCUGGGCGGUGCUGCCGUCAUCAACGCUCUCACUGGCAUGAGCAUCUACGCCGCGGCUUUCCUUAUCCCCAUCGGUAUCAUCCUGUACACCGUGGCUGGUGGGCUCAAGGCCACCUUCCUCAGCUCCUACAUCCACACAGUCAUCAUCUACGUGGUGCUGUGCCUCUUCGCCUUCCUGGUGUACACCCCCUCCCACGUGGAGCAGCUCGGCUCCCCUGCCAAGGUGUGGAACAAUCUGCACAAGAUGGCUGAACAAUUCCCCGUUGAGGGCAACAUGGGUGGCAGCUACCUGACCAUGUUCUCCAAGGGCGGCUUCAUCUUUGGCAUCAUCAACAUCAUCGGCAACUUCGGCACCGUCUUUGUCGACCAGGCGCGCGGCUACUGGCAGAGCGCCAUCGCGGCCAAGCCGUCUGCCGCGCACACGGGCUACCUGAUGGGGGGUCUGAUGUGGUUCUGCAUCCCCUUCACGCUUGCCACCACCAUGGGCCUCGGCGCACUCGCCCUCGACCUGCCCAUCACCGUCGCUGAGGCCGGAGAGGGCCUGGUGCCCCCCGCCACAGCCGUCUUCCUGAUGGGCAAGGCCGGCUCCAUCCUGAUCGUGACCAUGCUCUUCAUGGCCGUGACAUCCGCUGGAUCUGCCGAACUGGUCGCAGUGUCCUCCCUGUGCACCUACGACAUCUACCGCACCUACAUCAACCCCAAGGCCACCGGCAACGCCAUCAUGAGGAUCAGCCAGGUCAUCAUCUGCGCGUUCGGAAUCUUCAUGGGAGUCCUCGCCAUCGUGCUCCUCGAGAUCAAUGUCUCCCUCGGAUACGUGUACCUGCUCAUGGGAGUGCUGAUUGGCUCAGCCGUGAUUCCCAUCGCGUACUGCCUGGUCUGGUCCAAGUGCACAGCUACCGCGGCCAUCACCGGCGCUGUCAGCGGAAUCUGCCUCGCCAUCAUGAGCUGGCUCAUCUCCGCCAAGACCCUGGAGGGCGAACUCACCCUCUACAGCACCGGCCAGGACUACCCCAUGCUGAUCGGCAACCUGGUGGCCAUCUUCUCCAGUGGCAUCAUCUGCACAGUCAUGUCCCUCAUCAAGCCAGACGCCUACGACUGGCAGACCACCCGCGAGAUCCCCAUGGUCGACGAUACAGAGACCGGGUUCACCGAGGACGGCCCAGACUCACACGCCGCCAUGGAGCACGCCUACAAGUGGAUCCUCAAGUGGGGGGGCGGCACCGCCUUUAUUCUGAUCGUGGCCUGGCCUUGCCUCACCCUGCCCGCCAAGGUCUUCUCUCAGGGCUACUUCACCUUCUGGGUCAUCCUCUCCAUUGUCUGGGGCCUGAUUGCCACCUUCCUGGCCACCUUCCUUCCGUUGUGGGAGUCUCGCGCUGUGCUCAUCGCUGUCCUCAGUGCUCUCGUGUCCUGCAAGCGCGCAGACCCCAAGGACAUGGAGGAGUUUGGCAAGUUUGCCGGCAAGCCGGGCGUGCCGCGCGUGCCAGGCGGAAACCCUUUCGUGACCCCCGACACCACCGUGCACAACCCUAAGGAGGGAGAUGUCGAAUUGGGCAAGGCCACCACCGAAACCACCAAGCCCUGAGUCAGUGACAGCUGUCUGCAAAGGCAACGCCGCAAGAAUGACGCCCUCACCUGCCAAAGCGCGGCAGGAGUCUGGCUGUGCAGCAAACACACGACCAUUCUUGAGGCCUGUCUGACGCAAUUUUUCCCGGCUCCGGCCAGAAUUAAUUCCCUGGGUCUUGAGGCUGUCGAGCCGAACAGUUUGUGUUAGUUUUUGUCGGGGUCACGCAGACUGGGGACAAGCCGGGCUGUAGCACCUGCGCAUAUGACAGAUGUUGGGCGCUUGGGUCGGCAGUUUUUUUUAAUGGGAGAUGGGGUCUUUCUAAAAGGGAGACAUGGUCUUUGUAAAAGGGAGGCAUGGCCAUUGUCAGGGCUUCAUUUGGCACAGGCUUGCAAUUUGAUCUGCAGUGCAAAUGGAUAAGACAUGGCCUGUGUUUCAUAUUGGGGCAUCGUGUGUCGGAAGUACGCGACUUGGAUGAGAUGCAUCAAAGAUUGAAGUUCUGCUUUGUCACUUUUUGGUGCAGGUAACACCAUUUUUGUCAGCAAUAUUGAAGGUGGCAGGCUAAGAGAGGGGUAUGGUUUGGGGCAUAUUACUCUUGUUGCCACAGCGUGCCUGUGGGCUUAUUCAAGAUGCAAGGGAUGGAAGUGAUGUUGCCAAUUUGAUCUGUGCUGUUCAGAGGAUGAACUUGACCUGCCGUUGUCUCUCCCUUUCAGGGGCAAGCUGCAUCUUCUGGGUGCUGUGGUCUUGACAGAGUCUGUGUGACUGACCGACUGCAGCACUUGAUGCUUCAAGUCUGACUGUCACUGCGACAACUGCCGGGCAAGACAAUACAAGUAAAUUGGCCGCCUUUUGGGUCACCUUUAAGAAUUACCAAACCCGUGACAAUGUGACACAGGUCACAUGUUUGUUGUGACGUCAUGUGUAUCAGUAUCGUGUGAUGCUUUUGAGAUUAUAGCGCCACGGUGUCGGCAUGGGGCUUUCAAAUGUUUUGACCCCCGGGCCGGUCAAUUCAGGGGCGGGGUGAUGGAACUUUGGAGCUGUAUGCAGAACCCGAAUUGGGGCCUGCACAGUAAGUAAAGAUUGUAUUGUGUAUAUUUGAAUUGGAAUCUGUGUGUCAUUCCUUCUAUGUAAAUCUGUUGCUGGUUGAU
Coccomyxa subellipsoidea C-169 is the source of this 3404-nucleotide messenger RNA. Its product is annotated as urea active transporter-like protein. Gene Ontology annotation, cellular component: plasma membrane. The record is from RefSeq and is a predicted model, not a curated record. NCBI's taxonomy places the organism in Eukaryota, Viridiplantae, Chlorophyta, Trebouxiophyceae, Coccomyxaceae. Gene Ontology annotation, molecular function: urea transmembrane transporter activity. The transcript has 18 exons. Gene Ontology annotation, biological process: urea transmembrane transport. The coding region runs from base 178 to 2277 and encodes 699 amino acids.